Messenger RNA from Ramularia collo-cygni, 777 nucleotides. RefSeq names its product probable 60S ribosomal protein L6. Gene Ontology annotation, molecular function: rRNA binding; structural constituent of ribosome. The transcript has 2 exons. The record is from RefSeq and is a predicted model, not a curated record. Gene Ontology annotation, cellular component: ribosome; mitochondrial large ribosomal subunit. Lineage: Eukaryota; Fungi; Ascomycota; Dothideomycetes; Mycosphaerellales; Mycosphaerellaceae. The coding region runs from base 1 to 777 and encodes 258 amino acids. Gene Ontology annotation, biological process: translation.
AUGGAUGCGACACGGCAUUGCAUACGCUCAUCAAGAGCAGUGCUGAAAUCCUCACCCAGCGCUAUUCGCGAAACAACACUCCCAGCCUUCCUGCUACCAGCAUUCGUGCGGCGCCCACGGAGAUCCCAGUUCUCGACCUCGUCCUCAUGCCGUUCGAAGAUUGGAAGCGCACCACUAUCACUACCGCCAGAUGUCAAAUUCGAGGUCGUUCCGCCGCCAGCCCGACUACCCAAUGCUCGCGUCAGUCGAACGCAGGUCGGUGCGACUGUCAAGAUCGAGGGACCCUUGGGAAAGAUGAGCAUGCAAAUACCACCCUACGUGAACAUCGGAAUGGGUGACGGUGUGUCAUCACGCUCUGUCACCAUAAUGAAUCCCGAGGACAAGGAGGAAAAAUCUAUGUGGGGGACGGUUCGAGCAUAUCUUCAGAAUCACAUACUGGGUGUCAGCGAGGGACAUGCUGCGAUUUUAAGAUUAGUCGGCGUUGGAUAUCGUGCUACAGUGGAAGGUAGCGCUCAAACCAAGUCGCCCGAAUAUCCCGGCCAACAAUUCGUGUCGUUGAAAGUCGGCUACUCACAUCCCAUUGAGUUGGGUGUGCCCAAAGGUGUGAAAGCCAGUACACCACAGCCUACACGAAUACUGUUGGAGGGUGUGGAGAAGGAGGUCGUCAAGCAGUUCGCCGCAGAGAUUCGUGCGUGGAGAAAGCCAGAACCUUACAAAGGCAAGGGGAUCUUUGUGAACGAUGAGACGAUCAAGUUGAAGGCGAAGAAGAUUAAGUAG